AUGACCCUUUUGAAGCAGCACAUGGAUCUUUAUAAGUCUGUGGAUCAGAAGCUGCAGAUCCAGCUAUGGGAUACGGCAGGCCAGGAGCGUUUCAGAAAGAGCAUGGUGCAGCACUAUUACAGGAAUGUACAUGCUGUUGUGUUUGUAUAUGAUAUGACAAACAUUGCCAGUUUUCACAGUCUGCCGUCAUGGAUAGAGGAAUGCAAACAACACCUUCUUGCCAAUGAUAUACCACGGAUUCUUGUUGGAAAUAAAUGUGACCUGAGGAGUGCUAUUCAGGUACCUACGGACUUGGCACAGAAGUUUGCUGAUACUCACAGUAUGCCAUUAUUUGAAACCUCUGCCAAAAACCCCAAUGACAAUGACCAUGUGGAGGCCAUAUUUAUGACACUGGCUCACAAGCUUAAAAGUCACAAGCCAUUAAUGCUUAGUCAACCCCCAGAUCGCGAUGCAAUACAUAUAAAGCCUGAACCAAAACCUGCCAUGACCUGCUGGUGUUAAAUCAUACUAUUAUCAGCUACCACCUUGUCAUGUUUGCAAAUGCUUCAAAAUUAUGAUCUUGGCAAAGUUCCAGGUUUUGGUUGCAAUUAUAGUGAAUCUCUUUGGCACUUUAAUAUGUUGGGUUUUUUUUCUGGUGUAGAUGUGCCCAUCUCAUGUUCUUGCACUUUGUAAUUGUACUUUCUGAAUUGCUGAAGUUUCACUAUAAAUAUACGGGAAAGUAAACUUUCAAGUGAAGUUUUGACAAAGCAAUUCUACUUGAGCUCUUGCUGCCUGAGAUCGUUUUCGUCACUUGUGGUAAGGUUAUAAAUAGUAAGCCAGU
Fulmarus glacialis (Northern fulmar) is the source of this 820-nucleotide messenger RNA. RefSeq names its product RAB33B, member RAS oncogene family (gene RAB33B). Bases 1 to 501 code for a protein of 166 amino acids. The record is from RefSeq and is a predicted model, not a curated record. The transcript has 2 exons. Gene Ontology annotation, cellular component: Golgi apparatus; endosome. Gene Ontology annotation, molecular function: GTP binding; GTPase activity. Lineage: Eukaryota; Metazoa; Chordata; Aves; Procellariiformes; Procellariidae.